GAGACCAGACCGUUCAGACACAGACCACAUAUGAAAGAGACCUGAUUCUUCUGACUGUCACAAUGAAUCAGACCUGAGUCACCUCAGCCUUCAGAGCGAGUGGAGCCUUAUUCCAUCUGUGUUUGUUUCUGUUAAAUAAAUAAGAUGAUGGAUCUGGUGGAUGUUUCUGGAAUCCAGGUUAGAUCAGAACCAUUUAGAGCUGUCUGGGGUCAGCUCCAUGCUGGACCAGUUCAGGCUCUGUUGCUCCAGAAGCCAGACCUUAGUUUCAUUUUCAGGAAAAAGUGAAACAUAGAGGAUCAGAAUCUAGACUCCUGAGUUCAACCACGGUGGUCCUCAAAGUUCUAGCUAGAACCACCAUUGGUACUGAGUCAUAAAGUUUCUGGCACGGUCCAGCUUUCCUGGUUUCCUCCUCCAGUGAGCAGGACUUAAGUAUCAGUUCUCGUGGAAGAGAAGCUGCAGCUCUUCUGAUCACAACCAUCCCUCAGACCUGGACCACAUUUCAUCCUAAUGGCCUGCAGCUCCAGCAGGAUGGGUUCUGAAAAACAACCCCGAUGAGAUCAGGACAUGCGGCUUUAAUCAGAAACAUUUACACUGAACACUGAUUGGCACUUCCAUUCAUUCCUUUUCCAAUCAUUUCAUCAAACUGGCGUGACCUAUCCACGCUGGCAUCAUGAAGGAGCGCUGAUCUCCGAGGGUUCUCCGCCCCGGAGCGUAUAAAUACACGAGAACAAUUCAGCAACGGUAACUAGCCUCAUCCUCAUACUGUUCUACCAUCUGAGUCAUCUGGACCUCUGGCACCAUGAAUGGUCUGAGGAGCGUCCCGUUAAUCCGCCUGCUCACUCUCCUGCUGCUGGCCGCGUUGAUCUCUCAGUCAUGGAGCACGCCCAAGGGCUCGUUCCAGCGCAGAAACUGGACCCCACAGGCCAUGCUCUACCUGAAGGGCACACAGGGCCGCAGGUUCAUCUCUGAAGACCGGAAAGAAGGCAACGUUUAUGACACGCUGCACUUAGAGACCCGCAGUCAGAACACAGAGAAGCUGAGCGUAGACCAGGCUGCCGCCGUGCUGCUCAACUUCCUGCAACAGGCCCGAGAGGGAGCUGAUGAAAAUCCAGAUGAACUGUACUUCCGGGAGCUGCCAGUAUGGAAGAGGGAAUACUUCUGAAAACAUCUAACGUUGUUUGGGUGUUUGUGUUGGUGUCGGCGAGACAAACUUCUUCUCUGUAAAAAGGAAAUUUGUGUUUGAAACAAGAUGUUUCAAUAAAAAUCUGAACUGGCAGCACUUUAAACCCGAGGUCGUUGGAGUUGAUCACAGAAGCAUUUCACCACAAAAGAAUCUGAUUAACAAUGUGAGCUUCAGAGACACUUUCAUCCCUUUGGUGUGGCGUUCAUCAGACCAGACUUUAGAGAAUCUUCUGGGGGUGCUCCUGUCUUCUGGUGGACAGACUUUAACUCCAGUCUGGACAGACCUCUGCUCUGUUCGAGAAUCAAUCAUUAGAGAAGAUCUUAAUUUAUCUGUGAAACGUGUCUCUCAG
Nothobranchius furzeri (turquoise killifish) is the source of this 1532-nucleotide messenger RNA. It is a transcript of the gene spx, whose product is annotated as spexin hormone. The record is from RefSeq and is a predicted model, not a curated record. Gene Ontology annotation, molecular function: neuropeptide hormone activity. Lineage: Eukaryota; Metazoa; Chordata; Actinopteri; Cyprinodontiformes; Nothobranchiidae.